Messenger RNA from Parasteatoda tepidariorum (common house spider), 1039 nucleotides. NCBI's taxonomy places the organism in Eukaryota, Metazoa, Arthropoda, Arachnida, Araneae, Theridiidae. The record is from RefSeq and is a predicted model, not a curated record.
UUAUCGUCUCAGUUAGCCAUCGUUGGUCUAAUUUAAUAUAGUAAAAUUAUAACAGUUGCGAUAACAAAUAGAAUGUAUGCUUAUAGAUGAUAGAGAGUAAAGUAGGUCAUGAAAUUCCGUAUGAUCUGGUAAUUCUCUCAUGGCAGGUGAAGGUGAUUUCUUUUAUAAUGUAACAAAAUUGUGUAACAUCUAUCUUAUAAAAAAUGAAACAAUAAUUUUUUUUAUAAAUUUAGGUGAAACCACAGUCGGUACAACUCCCAUACCAACAACACCAGAACCUACUACAACCACCUGCACCCCACCAACCACUCCACAGCCAACCACGACCCCGCCCACCACUACACAGCCAACCACCACCCCACCCACCACUACACAACCAACCACCACACCACUUACCACUACACAGCCAACCACCAUCCCUCCCACCACUAUACAACCAACUACUACCCCACCCACCACUGCACAGCCAACCACUCCAACUCCAAAACCAACUGGGCCACCUGAAACAGAUUGUGAUGAGGAUGAUUUGGAUUGCAUCAUUAAAGAAACUGGUGAUAUUUCUGUAUGGUUUGAAUGCCCAGAAGCAAUUGGAGCCUAUCGCCAUCCAAGUAGCAAUAAGCUCUUCAUUUUCUGUAAGAAUUGGAAGCCCCUUGUGAAGAAGUGUGGUCAAAAAUCAGUGUAUUCUGAACAAAUGAGAACUUGCGUUAGGCCUUAAGAUGAAGAAAAAGAAAGAUUUUAUUUUAUUUUGUUUUAAUUUAAUUUUACUUAAUUUUAUUUUAUUUUAUUUUAUUACGUUGAAGUAAUACUUGGUUUUUUGGUUCAUAGUUAUGUAAAAAGAAUCAAAAAUGCUGCCCUUUAUAUAAAUAAAUCUUAAUAUAAUAAGUGUUUAUUACAAAAAUAUUUGCUGCAGAAUUCAAUAUCUAUGCUGUACUAAUAAAUGAAAGUUUGUGCGAGUAUCUUUGUGUUUCACUCAUAGCUCCCCUGAACGGUUCAUACUAGGAUCCUAAAAUUUGGAUAAUGGGUGCAAGGGGAAAUUUUG